Rattus norvegicus (Norway rat) is the source of this 3392-nucleotide messenger RNA. It is a transcript of the gene Cplx3, whose product is annotated as complexin 3. The coding region runs from base 386 to 862 and encodes 158 amino acids. Gene Ontology annotation, biological process: synaptic vesicle exocytosis; insulin secretion; neurotransmitter transport. The record is from RefSeq and is marked provisional. Lineage: Eukaryota; Metazoa; Chordata; Mammalia; Rodentia; Muridae. The transcript has 3 exons. Gene Ontology annotation, molecular function: SNARE binding; neurotransmitter transmembrane transporter activity. Gene Ontology annotation, cellular component: synaptic vesicle membrane; cytosol; photoreceptor ribbon synapse.
AAGCCGAAGUCCUGGUUUCGGAUGACCCAGGAGAAGAGGACAUUGGAGGGUAGGAAGCGGAAAUCAAGGCACACUUCAGCGCAGCCCCUUCUCCCAGGGCAGCGACCCCACCACCGCGAUCCCUAAUCAGUUGUCAGCAGUAGCCAGCAGAGCUUUGCUGGCGCUAAAGAAGGCACGUGGGAAAGGCGGGAGUGAGGAGCAGGCACGUGGUCCAGGCUUCUCAGCCCCGUGCAUGCCCCCCGCCCCCCGUGAGGAGGGUUUUGGGAAGGUAGGGACCAGUGCUCAAAGCUUGGGGCGCGAGCUCGCAACCGGAGCUGUCCCCGGGACUUAGUGCUGAAGUAGUCGCUGACGAACCAGGCGCCUGGUGCGGUGGCCAGAGAAGACCAUGGCGUUCAUGGUGAAGUCCAUGGUGGGUGGCCAGCUGAAGAACCUCACCGGUAGCCUGGGGGGCGGCGAGGACAAGGGGGACGGAGACAAGUCUGCAGCCGAAGCACAGGGCAUGAGCCGAGAAGAGUAUGAGGAGUAUCAGAAGCAACUGGUGGAGGAGAAGAUGGAGCGAGACGCACAGUUCACACAGAGGAAGGCAGAACGGGCCACGCUACGGAGUCACUUCAGGGACAAAUACCGUCUGCCCAAGAAUGAGACGGAUGAAAGCCAGAUCCAGCUGGCAGGCGGAGAUGUGGAACUGCCUCGGGAGCUAGCCAAGAUGAUCGAGGAGGACACGGAGGAAGAGGAAGAUAAGGCCUCUGUGCUUGGGCAGCUGGCCAGCCUCCCUGGCUUGGACCUCAGCUCACUCAAGGACAAGGCCCAGACUACGCUAGGGGACCUCAAGCAAUCAGCUGAGAAGUGCCAUAUCAUGUGACCGCUUCCCCUGGGUUUGCCUCUAGGAUGGCCAGAGGGUCGGUCCCAUGUGAGGGCUAAGAGAGUGAGUGUCUCAACUUCCAGAUACCUCCAGUCCAUUUGGGCUCUGUUUUCCCUGCCCCAGCCUAGCCUCAGAGCCUUCUCAUCCAUGUCCAGCUGUCCAGCUCUCUCUCUCUCUCUCUCUCUCUCUCUCUCUCUCUCUCUCUCUCUCUCUAGCAAAGUUCCUAUUCUUCCCUCUCUCCCUCUGCUGCCUGGAAAGUUUCCCAAGUUGAUAGAAUUAGCCCAACCCUCUCUGGGUACAGCCCCCUGUUCUUCACACAAGAGCACUCACAGAAAGACACAGAAGCCCCGGCUCGUUUGCCACAGAUGCAUCCUGGCACACACAGACACACAUCCCUUGGAUUCCCAGCCCCUCCAGAUACCAGCACUCAGAUGCUUAGGCGAGCCUCUGGGCACACAGAAGACCUGUUCUUAUCCCUCCCUCCCUUCGUAAUCCUAGAAGCUUUUGCUCUUUCCGAGUUUUAUCUUAUCAUCUGUAAAAUGGGAAUGGACUGAGUGAUUUCCAAAAUUCUGUCCCGAUUGGCAUUCCUGGCCACUCAGGACAGAGCCCACAUCCCUUCUUGGGCAGGGCAGCAGCUGCAGUCACAGCAUCACACAGCUGCCACUGUGGGUUCUGGGAACUGAGCAAUGCUGUGUGAGGGGCAGAGUGCCAGGUAUGGAACUGGCACUGAACAGUAGCUCCAGACCUCCUCUGGGCCCAGGGCUGAGCCAAAUUUUGUUCUGUUCCUGUAGAAGUCUCUGUAGUCCAUAGUUGGAAUUUCCUCUUCUUGUUCAGCAAAAAAUAAAAAUUCCAAAUGACGUGGCUAUCUUCCCACUUCCUGCUGACCUGGGGUUCACAGGCCCCAGGCCUGCCCUUUGAGGGGUAUCAUCUGCCUCUUCACCUGCAGCUUCAGGGGGUCCUAGGUGAAGAACGGGGGCUUCUGUGGGGCUCUCUAGUGACAGCCCUUGUAAGAGUGCCUCUCAGGGUGGCAGGUGAAGGGGGUCUCACUGAGGGAGCAGAUGCCCUUUGGGCUGGAUGAAGUUCAGUCUGAGCACCAAGAGUGAGGAGGAUGUGGCAGGAGGCAGCUGAAUGGAGAGGUAUACGGGAAGAUGGAGCCUUAGGGUGUUUCCUGAGAUCAGAGAAGGGGCUGUCUCUAACACUGGUCCUGUACUUUCCCCUCACCUCAGAGAUGGAGCGUGAAACAGAGAAGAAAGGGUGAUUGUGCCCCAGCCUGGCUCUGUGUGUGUACUUCAGUAGGUCCCUGAGCCUGCGUUCCUCUUGGUAAAAUGAACAGUUCUCUUCCCCAAGAAUAAUAACAUGUAUUUCAAAGAGUGGCCAUUUGUCCCUGCCCCCUCCUCCUCCUGGCAGUGCUGGGGACUCAGGGCCUCACACACUGCAUACUAAGGCAAGUGGUCUGCCACUCAGCCUCACCCACGGCCCCUGAGAAUGACGCUUAUCAGCUGUGGUAACACAUUCUUUAAAGUAACAGAGGCGGAGGCACCAGCAGUCAUGCUACACUGAGUGAGACCUGCUGGUGAAGACAGUGUUAGUCCCACCUCGCAGGGAGGUGGCCUGAGGUGGUAAGCUGGUGCCCUCAAAGUUUGUGUUUGUGUUUAUGCAGUGAAUUAGUUUCAGUCAGAUUUCUUCUCUUUGUGUCCCUCCCUCCCUCCUUCCUUCUCACCUCCCUUCCUCCUUCUCUCCAUCUCUCUCUCUGUGUUAGUUGGUAUUAUUGUCAUUUUGUUUUCUUCCAGACAGAAUCUUGUGUAGCUCAGGCUAGCCUCAAACUCCUAGGUAGGCAGGGAUGAUCUUGGACUUCUUUUUUUUUUUUUUUCGGAGCUGGGGACCGAACCCAGGGCCUUGCGCUUCCUAGGUAAGCGCUCUACCACUGAGCUAAAUCCCCAGCCCCGAUCUUGGACUUCUAACCAUCUUGCCUCAACUUCCCAGGUACUCUGAUUACAGGAACGGAUCAUCACACCUAGUUUCAGCUGUGCUUGAAACCUAGCCAAGAGCUUUGUGCGUGUUAGGCACCAACUGGCUGCAUUCUCACCUGUGUUUGGUGGGGUUUUAAAUUUAAUUUUAUUAUUUUAUGUAUAUGAAUGUUUGCCUGCACACUGUUAUGUAUUUGCACAUGUGUGCCUGGUGACCAAGGAGGUCAGAAGAGGGGGUCAGAUAUCCCUGUGCCUGGAGUUACAGACGGUUUUGAGUUGCCAUGUGGGUGCUGGGAAUUGAAUUUGUGUCUGGAAAAGCACUGAGCAUUCUCUCCAGCCCCUUUGUGUUAGAAAUGGGAUCUCACUACAUAGCCCAAGCUAGCCUCCCAAGGGCUAGGAUUACAGAUGUACAACAGCACUACAUGUGACUUUAAUGAGGAAUAAAAGGAAAAAAAUGUUUUUUUUUCUUUUUUUCGGAGCUGGGGACCAAACCCAGGGCCUUGCGCUUACUAGGCAAGCGCUCUACCACUGAGCUAAAUCCCCAACCCAAAAUGUUUUUUCCU